AUGAUUUCUCUUCUAAUCUUUUUCAUAUUCUUUAUUUCUUCUCUCUAUUCAACACAUUCUUUACAUUUCUUACCAUCUAUUAUUAUUGAUCCAAUUAAUUAUCAUAAAUCAGAUCUAAUUCUAUAUGAUUUUCGUUAUGAAUUUCAUCCAACAUAUCCUUAUCGUUGCAUAUUACAAACCGAAUCGAAGUAUUUUUAUUUAAAUCCUUCAUGUCAAUUAUUAACACGAACAUCAUUAAAACAAUUUUGCUCAUUUAAUUCAACAUUAAAAUUAGAAAUUGUCUUUCCACAAAAUACAACAAUUUAUGAAAUAAAAAUUCAAUCAAAUCAAACAAAUUGUAAUAAAAAUUCUUUAUGUCAAUUUGAAAAAAAUCCUUAUCGUAUUAAAUUAAAAGAAAAUGAAAUCUAUAAAAAUUUUUUACAUAUUAAAACACUUUCACCAUGUUUAUCAACAAAUUAUUUAUUAUCAUCAACGAAUACAAAGAAAAAUUUUGAUUAUUUUUCUUUAAAUUCUACAACAGGAUAUUUAUCUUUAUUACAAUCAUUAGAUUAUGAAUCAAUAACAACAUGGAAAUUAGUUAUACAAGCUCAUAAUAUACAUCACAUACCAUUUUAUACAUAUGUUAUUAUUGAUGUAGAUGAUAUUAAUGAUUGUUCACCAUUACUUUCAUGGAAUUUUCCAUUACAAACCAUACAAAUUAUUAAUGAUACAGAUUCAUUUCAUAUUGAAAUUUCUGUGCAUGAAUCAAAAGUUGAACAAAAAGGUAUAAUUAUUGCAAAUUUAAUUGCAUCUGAUCUUGAUUCUCAAUUAAAAUUUGAUUUAAAAAUUAAUUCAUCUGGAUUUUUACCAUUCAAUAUCGAUGGUCCAUAUGGUGAUUCAACAUAUGUUUUAUUAACAAAUAUGAAACUUGAUCGAGAAUAUAGAGAUCAAUAUAUUUUAAAUUUAAUUAUAAGUGAUUAUGGAAAACCAAUAUUAACAUCGUAUUAUAAAUUAAAAAUAAAUAUCAUAGAUAAUAAUGAUAAUUCACCUGAAUUUGAUCGAGAUAUUUAUUAUGUUGAUAUACAAGAAAAUAAUUUUAUUAAUACAACAUUAAUACAAAUAUUUGCUAAUGAUUCGGAUAUAAAUGAAAAUGGACGUAUUACAUAUGAAUUGAAUAAUGAAAAAAAUAAUUAUGUUUGGAUUGAUCAUCAAACAGGAAUUAUACGAACAACUAUACAAUUUGAUUAUGAAGAAAUAAAAAAUUUUUCUUUUAAUGUUUCCGCUAUGGAUCAUCCGAAGAUUGGACAACAAUUUAAAACAACAGCUAUGGUCUUUGUGAAUAUAAUUGACCAAAAUGAUAAUAUUCCUAAAUUUCCUCAAUCGACAUAUGAAUUUUCAAUUUCUGAAAAUAAUGCUCCUCAAAGUUACAUUGGUCAAGUAACUGCUAUUGAUCCUGAUGGUCCAGUACUUAUUUAUACACUUGAUAAUCCAUCUGAUGA
Adineta steineri is the source of this 1478-nucleotide messenger RNA. The record is from the annotation of a GenBank genome assembly. Lineage: Eukaryota; Metazoa; Rotifera; Eurotatoria; Adinetida; Adinetidae.